Hansenula ciferrii is the source of this 1053-nucleotide messenger RNA. It is a transcript of the gene SDS22, whose product is annotated as type 1 protein phosphatase-activating protein SDS22. Gene Ontology annotation, molecular function: protein binding. The transcript has a single exon. The coding region runs from base 1 to 1053 and encodes 350 amino acids. NCBI's taxonomy places the organism in Eukaryota, Fungi, Ascomycota, Saccharomycetes, Phaffomycetales, Wickerhamomycetaceae. The record is from RefSeq and is a predicted model, not a curated record.
AUGACACACGAUAAACCACUAGAUAAUACUGAAGACAUUGUCAGCCACAGUGAACACGAAGAUACCGAUGUUGAAGAAGAAAUUGAACAGCCGACAUCUGGUAUCCAGGGUCAAAUCAUACCAGAUGAUCAUCCAGAUCAAAUUGACGCUGAUGCUGAUUUAACUAAUGAUUAUCCUGAUGAUUCAGAAUAUGUGGACUUGAUUCAUUUGAAGAUCAGAUCUAUGGAGGAUUUAAAUCUUGGUAGAUUUAAAAAUUUGAAAGGUUUGGUGUUGAGACAAAAUUUAUUGGAUUCUAUAAGUGAUGUUAAGAAUAUAAAUCAAGAUAUUGAGGAAUUAGAUUUUUAUGAUAAUAGAAUCAAACAUAUUUCAAGUCAUUUGAAUGGAUUGAUUAAGCUAAAGAAUUUGGAUUUGAGUUUCAAUAAGAUUAGAAAUAUUAAAAACAUUGAAAAUUUAACUGAAUUAGAAAAUCUAUAUUUUGUUCAAAAUAAAAUUAGUGAAAUUGUUAAUUUAGAUAAUUUUACUAAAUUGAAAAACUUGGAAUUAGGUGGUAAUAGAAUUUCUAAGAUUGAAAAUUUAGAUAAACUUGAAAACCUUGAAGAACUAUGGCUUGGUAAGAAUAAAAUUCCAAGAUUUGAAAAUCUAAAUCCAUUACGCAAUUUAAAAAUCUUAUCAAUUCAAUCAAAUAGAAUAACCAAAUUAGAAGGCUUAGAAAACUUGGUAAAUUUAGAAGAGCUAUAUGUUUCACAUAAUGGUAUUGAAAAAAUUGAAGGUUUAGAAAACAACAAAAAAUUAACUACAUUAGAUAUAACAUCAAAUCGUAUAACAGAUUUAGAAAACCUAUCACAUCUUACAGAAUUAACAGAUCUUUGGGCAUCAUCAAAUAAAAUAUCAUCAUUUGAUCAAGUUGAAAAAGAACUAAAAGAUUUGAAACAAUUAGAUACAGUUUAUUUUGAAGGAAAUCCACUACAGUUACAAAACCCAACAAGCUAUAGAAGAAAAUUAAUCAUGUUUUUACCACAAGUUCAAAAAAUUGAUGCAACUUAUGUUCGUUGA